GAGCCACCGUGGGCGCCGUAGGAACGGACUGGGAAAGUCAGAAUGCCGAGGAAAAAGAAGAACGGACAGAGUCCGGCCCGAGUUUCGGGGCAGCCUAGUGAGUUCGGGAGCGGCUCUGACGGUCGUGCGUAUGGGACAGAGGUAGAGUCAAGAGGAGACUUGAGGAGGCUCAAUAACUUUGGAUCCUCUCAGUCCACUGCUGCGAGUUUUCAAGGCAAAGAAGAAAUAGUGAAGAGCAUGCAAGAAAUGUUCUCACACUUGGAUCCCGAUGUCAUAUACAUAGUACUAUCUGAGGCGGAUUUCAAAGUGGAGAAUGCGAUGGACUCUCUGUUAGAGCUCUCUGGAGCUGCUGAGGGGAUAGACCUGUCCAAUACUCCAUCUCUCUCAGGGUUUGAGAUGGCUGCUGCACUCCUUAGCACUAAUCCGCCCCAGGCAUCACAACCUAUUACGACAUCAGAGAGUUCUUCGGUCUCUACCCCUCCUCCAGACGAAGACCUAAGCCCGGAUAUGGCACUCACGGAAGAAUACGAUACCCUCAUUGACCAGGAGCUUGCUAAUAUCACCUCAAAACAGGCUCUGCCCUCUGCCUCCUCUCAUCCUCCCACGUCUCCUCCCAUCCCUCUCUCUUCCUUGCCUCUGCCCUCUGCCUCGCUCCCUCUUCCCUCUCUACCACCUCCUCAGACCGCCCUCCCAGAGCUCUUGCGGAGCAGCGUGGAGGGCAGCCCAAAGCCCGGGUCUACGGCGGAACGGUUGUCCUGUUCCAGCCCCAAGUCCGGCGAGGCCAGCGGAGGGUAUUCUCCGGUGAAUGAGCUGAGUUUUGGGGGGGUUCACCUCCCCCAGAACAAGCCGGGUCCUCUGGACUUCAGCCAUCUGACAGAGAGUUCCACAGCACCCAAACCGUACCCAGAGGUUGGAGGACCUGGCCGUCCUUCCGCCUUCCAGGCCUACCGCAGGCAGACGGAACACAACGUGCAGGGAGGAGGAGACGCAGGAGUGCCGGGAGGGGCUCUCCAAACCGAACACUCCAAGGCUCAGGGCAUGCCUCCCAUGUCCUGGAACCUGGAAGCGUCAGAGUUUCAACCUCGGCAGAAGGGACCCACUUUCAUAACCCCGGUGAUGCUGAACCCCUCUGCCUGGAGCGGUCAGCCCACCUCUGCCUGGUUUACUCACGGCCCUUUUAGGCAAGCUCCUCUGAAACCUUCGGCCACUAUCCCAAAAUCUUGGGCCGUUCCCCCUCCCCAAGCCCGGCUCCGAGUAGAGGGCAAGUUACUGGUUCUGCUCAGGGGAGCUCCAGGCUCAGGAAAAUCUACAUUAGCAAGGGCCAUAUUGGAGCAGAAUCCAGAAGGUGUUAUACUGAGCACUGAUGACUAUUUCUGUCGCAACGGACCGUACCAUUAUGAGCCCAGUCUCCUUGGGGAGGCACAUGAGUGGAACCAUCUGAGAGCAAAGGAGGCUUUUGAGAACGGCAAGACCCCCGUCAUCAUAGAUAAUACCAAUAUGCAAUGCUGGGAGAUGAAGCCAUAUGUUGCUAUGGCUCUGAAGCAUAAAUACAAGGUGUUGUUUCGUGAGCCAGACACAUGGUGGAAAACCAAGCCCAGAGAGCUGGAGAGACGUACUAAACAUGGGGUUACUAAAGAGAAGAUUCGACGCAUGCUGGAACGGUACGACCGUCACGUCACCAUCCAAAUGAUCAUGGAAUCGGAGCCGAGGCCACAGGAGCCAGCCAGAACUGAUAUGAAUUCAACUCCUUCAGAGGGGAACCCAGCACAACAGUCUUUGCCAUUUGACCUUUGCCAACCUGACCUGGUGGGCAACUCAGGGUCAGCUCUGAGUUCUGCUAACCCCUGUGCCAACCUCUCCUCUUCCCUACCUGACGUCUCUUCUGUUGGCCAGGCCGGCAGCGCUUGGUCAGCAGCCAACGAGGCUGACGCGCACAGCUCAAAAGACUGCCAUUCAACGUUAGAGAACCUACCAGAACGGGUCGAAAUGUCACCAACUGAGCUCCUUGAUGGCGAAGCAUUGGACCAAGAGCUAGACGCUUGUCUUCAGGCCAAAAAGGAGAAGAAUCUGAGUAGUGGGAUGACUGGGGAAUCUGGUGAAUGGGAAAGAGAGAGGGUUCUAGAACAACCAGUGGCAUUUUCGGAAUCCAUUGCUCAAAGAGUGAGAAGAGAAAGAGAACGUGGCAGAGGUACCACUGGUCAACCGUUAAAAUUUGAACCUAGUGACGACUUUGUAAACCAGGAGGAUGAGGGUGGGGAAGCGGUGGUUGAUGACGGCAAAGGGACACGGCCGGAGUUGCUUGAUUUCAUUGGAGAUUGGCCAUCGGAAAGCUUGAAACAGCGGGGGCAGAGGGUGCGUAGGUCUGGAAAUCGGACCGGAAAAAAAUGGGUGAAUGAGCACCAUGAAGAGGAGAAUGCAGAUAACAAUGAUGAUGGUACCGGAGGUGGCGGAGAUCCUCUGGAUCUCUUGCAAGGAGGCGAUGACUCCCACCUCCUCCGUGGCUGCAGUCCAAUUUUGUGCCAAGAUACAGCCGAGGAUCAUUCAUCCACUGUUGACAGGGAGGGCUAUCACAGCCUAGAGAAUGAAGCCCAGUCUGGAUUGCCGGACUGUGUGUUGGACCAGAGAGCUGCCGAAACCACAGAUUCACCAAGAGUCACUUCUCCUUGUAGCACAGAGACACAUCUCAACCCUGGCGAAGAUGGUGAGAAUGCAGGUGGGUUAGUAGAUGAGGGGAGAGAUAUCCAGACUCCAGAGACUGGAAAGACGAACGAAGAAAGUAGUGUUACAGUGGAGAAAGGUGGCGAAUCAUGCUCCAGCAUGGGGGCAACCUUUAGCUCAGGAGGCCUGGUGGAAUCAGAGAGCAGCCAUAUCGGUGAGGUCGCUCGGGAGAGGAGGAAAGGACAGAGCCGAAGGUCAGGAAAAGCCUGCAGGCUAGCACUUACGUUCACCAAUCAAAGCUGUAGUUUGCCACACCCACAGAUAGAGUCCCCUCAAGCAUCUCCACAGCUAGCAGAUCUCAAACCUGUACUGUCUGUCUCAGAAACAUCUGUAACGGGUAGCUCCGCUCAAACAGAUCCGCAGGAUUUCGCUUUGAUGUGGCGAAUUGAGCAGCAGAACGAUCAUAAGCCAGAGUCAGACAGUUUUUGUCAUGCCGUGGUGGUUUUGGAGGGAAACCCUGCACGUUUUAUUCCAAAACAGCUUGUGCCUGCCGCAGAAUCCUCCAGCCAGAAGGACGUGCCGUAUCGUGUUGUCCAUGACAAAGGUUCGCAGGUUGAGGAGAAAGACCUGAUCGCUGUGCAGUCCAGACAACAGAGCUUGGAGCUCCUCAGACGUCAUUUUAAAUAUGUUUCCAUGGAUAUGCUGGAGGAUCUGUAUGAAAAGUGCCACCACGACAUGGAAUGGACAAUCAACCUGCUGCUGGACUCUGGAGAACGCUUCUACAGAGACGAAGAUGAAGGUGAUAAGGAUAAGGAAAACCUGGAAUCACCUGACCUCAACGCUGAGGCGCAAAUGGCGGAAGAGUCUGUUGACUCGCGGAUUCUUACAGAGACUGAGGCUGGUUUGGAUGUGGAGCAGGCUGAGAGUUCUGUGUUGUCGUCCAAUCACGUAAGUGUUACAGACAACUCAGGAGCAGCCUUGGACAUUCUUGGAUCCAGCUUAGAAACGGAUCCAAGCAGACCAGCUGAGGUUGUGGAGGAAGAAGGUCAGACCACGGAUGAAAGUGGACAUGGAGAUGUUGAGAGGUCACUUGAAGCGGAGCGUUUAGAUGGACAAAACCCAGAUGCCAAACUGCCUGUUCAGACACAGCCGAAUCUACUCACAGGAGAGUCCCAAACCUUUCCAGACUCGCCUGGGCCCCGUCCGACAGAGCCAGAACCAGAACCAGAACCAGGCGAGAACUUGGGUGGAAAACAGGAAGUUACAUCAGAGACCCAAGGGAAUGGAAUUGGACAGCAUUUUUGGGAAUCAGCUGAAGGGUGGCGUGAGGAAGGACAACGGAGAGAUGGUAACGGAGAGAAAGAGGAAAAUGAAGAACUGGAUGAUGAUAUUCAGGCAUAUCUGGCCCAGAUAGAAGAAAUGAAAGAAAUGGAGAGAAAGAAAAGUGGCCAGGGGAAAGGUCGCUCAAAGCCUUUGGACAUUCGCACCCUAGAACUGAAACUACCCACCGAACUGGCCCUGCAGUUAAUAGAAUUGUUCGGUCCUGUCGGAAUCAACCCAGGUGAGUUGUCCCCAGAUGACUGCGCAGUGCGGAUGGACCUGAACUUUGCUAGGCUAGUUCACCAGAAAUUGAGGGACACCAUCCAGGAGAAACACAGACAAGAAGCUCUCUCCUAUCAUUUACUACAAGAGAGCUCUGUCCACUGGGGUGAAUCACAGACAGCCAGGCACGAGCCCAGAGACUUAGCAGCUCGCUUUCUCAUUGGUGCAGAUGGAUACACGUCGCUCGCCAGCCAAUCAGACAUCUCGGAGGACACCCCGUUUAUGGACCACUGGAAUGCGUCCCGCCCUCCCGUGUCUCUCAGGGAUAUAAUGACUGAGGAGCUUGUGUUGCAGGAGAGCAUGGAGAAGUCUCGGCUGAGCCGAUGGGAUUUAGACAGGAAGGAUGGAGCGGCCAUGCUGAAGGAGAAACAGCUUUUCUCACUCUUUCCGACCAUCGAUCGGCACUUCCUCAAAGACAUCUUCAGAGACCACAAUUACUCCCUGGAGCAGACUGAGCAGUUUCUCCGCUCCCUAUUGGACGAGAGUCCGGUUAAAAAUGUUGUAGCUACAGAGUCACUCCCCCAAAAUAAUGACAUUCACAGGACACCCAGCAGGGAGAGGCGAAAGGUAAAGGACUGUGAAGUGGAACCACCGCAGUUCCAGGAUACAGAGGAUCCGGAAUACGAGGACUUCCGAACGGAGGCCAUGCUCCACAGGCGCAAACAGCAGGAAUGUUUCGAAAAAGCAGCGGAGGCUUACAGACAAGGCCGCAAGGAUGUCGCCAGUUUCUACUCUGACCAGGGUCGUCUGCACGGUGAGAAAAUGCGUGAGGCGAAUCAUCGUGCGGCGGUGCAGAUCUUCGAGCGUGUGAAUAAAUCCCUUCUGCCUCAGAAUGUUCUAGAUUUACACGGCCUCCAUGUUGAUGAGGCUUUGUUUCACCUGGAACAGGUCCUCACCGACAAGACUGUGGAAUGGAAGCAGGGCUUGUGCCGCCCACAGCUGUCAAUCAUCACAGGAAGAGGCAAUCGCAGCCAAGGGGGUGUGGCUCGCAUAAGACCUGCUGUCCUUGACUACCUCAACAAAAACCAAUACAGAUAUUCUGAGCCAAAGACUGGUCUGGUGCUGGUUUCUCUCCACUGAGAGCGCAAAUGAACCAACCAGCUGCUGCUAUUGG
This is a messenger RNA of Chanos chanos (milkfish), 5374 nucleotides long. RefSeq names its product NEDD4 binding protein 2 (gene n4bp2). The record is from RefSeq and is a predicted model, not a curated record. NCBI's taxonomy places the organism in Eukaryota, Metazoa, Chordata, Actinopteri, Gonorynchiformes, Chanidae. The transcript has 16 exons. Bases 43 to 5340 code for a protein of 1765 amino acids. Gene Ontology annotation, molecular function: endonuclease activity; ubiquitin binding. Gene Ontology annotation, cellular component: nucleus.